This is a messenger RNA of Sphaeramia orbicularis (orbiculate cardinalfish), 8025 nucleotides long. RefSeq names its product family with sequence similarity 78 member Ab (gene fam78ab). The coding region runs from base 1278 to 2132 and encodes 284 amino acids. The record is from RefSeq and is a predicted model, not a curated record. The transcript is spliced from 2 exons. Lineage: Eukaryota; Metazoa; Chordata; Actinopteri; Kurtiformes; Apogonidae.
CUGCGCUCAGAGCGGAAGUGUCGUCUCAGAGACACUUAUAAAGCUGCUUCCCAGGCUGAAGCAGACCAAUGCGUACGGGGUGAACCUGCUGAAGCUGAGAAAUGACAGAAUGUACAGGAAUUUAGUCUGAACCGCAUCCAUCCGGGUUCACGCACGCGCACCGGGGACGCGGAUCUGGGCUCGGACUAUGUGACUGCUGGCAUUUGUCCUUUUUCUUCCAAAGCUGCACAUAAUUUUUUAUUAUUAUUAUUUUUAUUAUUAUUAUUUUUAUUUUUUUUUUAAAGAAUGGAUCCGGUGAAACGGGUGCUGAAGUUGACCCGGUGUCCUCCGCCCCGGUUCCGAUCCAGGACCAGGGUUCAGUGACGGCCGUGGAAAUGUUACCUCUGGGGGGAAUAACCGUCAACGGCGGCGACGGCGGCGGUGGAAGUAGAAGUAGAGGAGAAAUAACGGGAGCGGGUGUGAGGAGAUAACGGAAUUACCCCCGUGUGACCGAGCAACUGUGUGUCCAGUCCGAACCCUGACGGAACCGGACACUGUCCAGUCAAUAGUUUCUAGGUAGACGCUCAUCUUUAGUUUUGCAUGUUGUUUCAUACACUAAAGCUUAAAGUCACGCAACUGCACCGCAUGAACCUUUAAUCUGAAGAUAAACGCACAGUAAACAUUUAUAAUCACACUUUUUUUUUUUUUUUUUUUGCGUUUUGGAGGCAGUUGCUGAGGCGGAUUAAAUGGACAUCAGUUGUCAUUGCAUUUUUCUUUUCUUUUUUUGUAUUCUAGUUGGACAUAAUAGUGGGAGGAUUAGACUGUAAAUGGCACAAACAGAAAACACCAGGCGACCCUCUGACGCCCAGGUGUAACUCUAGUAGUUUUUGGUGAAUUAUUCAGAGCCUUCUCUAAUUGACGCGAACCUUUUACGCACGUUUCCAAUGGAUGCACGUUGGCGUAAAAGUCCCGUCCUCUCCCUCAGUGGAAACGACAGUCCGCUUUCCAGGAUGUGUUUUUAACUUCACAGCAUGAACACCUCAGGAUCAGGAUAAGUAAGGUUACCUGCACCUGUCUAGUCAAGUUGCAUUACGCACCGGAAAGCAUGCGCUAUGGAGAUGCUCUAGGCCCGUCGUCUGCUUCUGUCUGACAAUAGUUUUGGAUCAAAAGAUGCAUGGCAGUCUGCUAUAAAUACACGCUUUUUUAUUCUGCUAAAAGCUAUUUCUGGCCAGCAAUGAUGUGGAUCCAAGUGUGGUGACUUUUCCUCCCUUCUUCCUCUUUUUCUUCUUGCCUUUUCCAUGCGUCUUUCUCCUCCCUCUCCAGACCUCUGGGCCUUGUUGUGGAUUGUGUUGCUAUUUAAUGCAAUGGGCUGCAUCCAGAGUAUCAGGUGUAAGCCGAAGAGUUUCCGAGAUAGUAUCAUCGUCCUGGAGGUCAACACUUCCAUCGACUCCAACCCGACCAGCAUCGACGAGUCCUCCAGUGUGGUUCUGCGCUACAGGACGCCGCACUUCCGAGCCUGUGCCCGGGUUCUGGUGCCACCCGUGUCCGCUAAAGAGACGUGGACCAUUGGCUGGAUUCAAGCCUGUAACCACAUGGAGUUCUACAACACAUACGGAAACAAAGGGAUGUCGAGUUGGGAGCUCCCUGACCUGCGUGAUGGGAAGAUCCAGGCGAUCAGCGACUCCGACGGCGUCAACUACCCCUGGUACGGCAACACCACAGAGACAUGCACUAUCGUCGGCCCCACCAAGAAGGACAGCAAGUUCACUGUUAGUAUGAAUGACAAUUUUUACCCCAGCGUGACCUGGGGCGUCCCGGUGAGCGACAGCAACGUGCCUCAGCUCAGCAGCAUCCGCCGUGACCAGAGCUUCACCACGUGGCUGGUAGCCAUUAACCAGGCCACCGCAGAGACCCUGGUGCUGCAGACGAUCCGCUGGAGGAUGAGGCUUCAUAUCCAAGUGGACCCAGAAAAGCCUCUGGGUCAAAGGGCAGUUCUGAACGAGCCCGUGGCCCAGGAACAGCCUCAGAUCUUGGGCAAGAACGAGCCCAUCCCUUCCAACGCCAUGGUCAAACCCAACGCCAAUGACGCCCAGGUGCUGAUGUGGCGGCCAAAGAGCGGUGACCCCGUGGUGGUCAUCCCGCCCAAAUACUGACCCGUUUCACUGACCAGACUGGCCUUUGAUACCUAAUCAGUAUCAUCACCUGUUUGUUUCCUGUUCUUUUAUUCCUGCUCUUCACCAGCUCUCGCUGCUUUAACCCCUCUUUGAUUUUUAUUUUCCCACUUUUUUUUUUUUUUUGCCUCAACAUGUAUCUUCUCUCUUAUGCUUCACAAAAAAACUGACACAGAGCAAAACAGAGAGAAAAAAUAAUACUAGGACUAAAGCAGCUUUGAGAAAAAAAAGACCAGCUGAGGCGGUAAAGAUACUUUAAAACUGGAGUGAACAAACUGCAACCGUUCUACCUUCAAAACUGGGUCGGGUCUCACUGUGCUAAAUGUUAAAACAAAAGCUGAAAACAAAACCAGACUUUUUUCUUAUUUUGGCUGUUUGGGCCAAAUCAUAUUGAGUUUAUGAGUGUGGGUGGAUUCAGUAUUUAUAUGACCAUGCUACAUACAUGGAUAUGCAUAAUCAUUGCAUAUGAAUACCAAUUGUGUUUUUAUUUAUAGGCUGGGAGAGAGUGCAUUCAAGUUGUGUUUGUUUGUUGUGUGCUUAACAUGAAAAACUGCUAUGGAUGACAUGAUAGAUUUAGUACUUUUUUUAAAAAACAUGCAAGACAUUCAGUCCAUGCUGCCUUACUUUUACAUCGUCGCUUUCCACUGCAAACUUUUUAGCCUUAAACAAAGUGCAAUGCAGUAUAUUUGCUCAGUUUGUCCCGUCUCUUCCAGACCAAUGGUGCUGGAGUGUGUGGGUUUAGGACAGGAAGAAGAAGACAACUGUGGACUUACAUUUACCUGACAUAUGUAUUGUCUCACAAUAAGAACCAGCAUUAUGUGUAGAUGCACUUACAACCAGACUAACCUGAUGUGUUUCAAGUGCUUUAUGUAGCAGAAUUUGGAGAUUGCCCUCUACUGAUGAACAUUCAGCAAAGCCAACCCUUCUCAGUAGCACUCAAACACAGUCCAUUAUAUGCGCAAUAACAACUUGCUUGAGCAGAACAUACUCAUAGGCACUUCUCAGCAGGAAUAGGCUAUGAAACGAUCUCAAAACCGCACAUUUUUACUUCCUAUAGAUGGCUUCAACAGCCUGUGCACAACAGAAAUUAGCGUGACACCUGCAAAGCGUCACACAGGUAGAUUUUGUGUUUGGCAACUAAAUUUUGGAAGAUUAUCCAGCAACACACUGACAGGUAAAUGUACCAAAGUAGUGAUUAAGUAAAAAGCUGCCUCUGUUCCUGCUGUUUAUGUCACAGUUGGACGCAGAUAGAGGAUCAGGGAUGCGUUCAGGUGCAGCCUGUAAACUCUGAUAUCUCCCUCUGUUCUGAACAGACUCAGAUUGUAGAUGUAUUAUAUUAAAACUGGAUUCUAAAUCCUAAAACGACACCCGUCCUCUUCAAUGACACAGCAUUUCAAGCUUUUCUGCUUCGUCCAUAUUAAUACACUCUGGCUGCUGGAGGAAACUCUCUGGGAAUAAGAGGGAAUAUUUCCAUCACACAGUGGCAGGAUUGUCAUCUUCUCUCCUUCCACUCUCUAUGCAUUGUCAUUUUCAAAGCCCCGUUUCUCUUUCUUUUUAUGUGCCGUUUUCUUCUGUAGUACAACUACGGGUGUGGCUGGGGGGCUGCCCCAUGGGGAAAAGCUCUUCCCCCUGGGAAAUGCCCUGUCCAGCCUGCCAGAGCUGAAUGGAUCCUGUUUGAACCCCCCCAGCCCGUUUGACAAUCACAGAUGCCUGCCCCCCCCACCCCCACAUUGGUUUUCUACCCCCCCAAACAAGCAAAAUGCUCACCCACAUAUGACACGCUGGUCACACCUCUGAGUGCAACGAACUCCCAUUUGUGCACAUAUUCUGCCCAGACGUGGCCAAAUAACGCUGACAUAGUGGAGGCGUACAGCACUGGUACACAGUUAACACACUGUGGAGAUACUGUAGGUGUGGAUAUGUGAGACAACAGCCCGUUGCACAUGUGGACUAAUGUGGACUAAUGUGGACUAGUAUCCACACCUUCUCACAUGAAACAACGGCCUCACACACUGUACACUGUAGAGGAUGUAAAACCUGCACAUUCGAAAAACCAAUGAGAAACAGACUGAUACUGUGUUUGCAGUUGUAGGUGUGCUAUCAGCACUUUUAUCGUCAUCAUGGGGAAAAGGUUUUUUAGGGGUCAGGGAUCGUUUCUCCUGCGAUAGAGUGAAUGUCCUUAAGGGGAAUUGGUGAUGGUUCAAAGUGUCAGCACCAUACCCAAAUCUAUUAUUCCGUCCAUGGUGCCGACAUAUGAAAUGUUGCAUUCAAGUACUCCUUGCAGAUUCAGAAAUCUGUCCUCAAAAAAGGUUUUAAGAGGAAAAUGUGGUUAUUUGUCCUAUUUUCCACAGGCUAAAUACAUAAUAGAACAUCUGUCAUUACACUGAGGGGAUGAAAAUGCUUCCCCACUUUAGUCAAAGGAUGAAACUCGUUCCUCUGCGUACAACCAUUAUUUGGAUACUCUUCCAAAUGGCAGCAUUAUUAAAUUAUCUGUUGUGGUCCAUAUUGAUAUAGAUCAAUAUGGAAAAAAAAGACCUAGUGAUUAUAUUUGUUGCUGGUUCACCCAGUCCUACUUUCACUAACCUUGUCUAAUUUGACAUAUUUUGCAGUAAAAUCUUUCAACUUCCAUUUAGAGAACAAGAAAAGUUAUCUUUUUUCCCUUCCAUCCCACUUUCUGCUUAUUAAUUUUAUUCUUUACUCUGUGACAUGUUGAACAAUCAAUACUUCUGUGAGUACACAGUGACCAAGGAGCCAAAUGUUAAAAUGUGGAGGAUUUAAAUGUUUUUUUUAAAUGCUUUAACAUUCACAGAGUAUUCUGCCCUCUCUAAUCUAUCUGCUUUGUUAAACCUGUUUUCUAUUUUUUUGUCCCUAAUCCUCAAUUAUCUGUAAUCUUCAUCUACACCGGUAAUGCUAACUCCUUCUCCUCCUUUUUGCACUCAUUUUUAUCUGCUUUAGAUCCUGGAAAAGCAGAGCAGGAAGUUGGCAUAUAGAUAACCUAAUUCUCUGCCAGUUGCCAGUUUUAUGCUGCAGAAAUGUGGGGCUUCUCGCUGACCUCUUUAUUUUUUACCCCCCGCUAAUGGAAAACACAAACAGCCCUGAUCAGAUAGAAACCAACAUUAAGCAAGAUUCUACUCAUUUGACCGUUAAUAUCUGAGCAGUGCUUCAGCAAAGCUCACUUUGACAUUUAUCUGAAGUUAUGAUGGGAAACAGUCAAAAAUGUUCCUAUAUAUGUUUGAGUUUAUGCCAUUACUGUGCAGUCUGAAGGUUCAGAUGGUGCAAACAUCAUGCAGAUUCCAAAUAAGUCCCUUUUCCUGUAUAUAACCAAAGAAAUGAUUUUCAUGUCCAAUAUACCCAGAGUGUCUGACAAUGAGCUCCUGUUUUAGUUUAAGCAUCCUGUUCAUAUUCUGUCCAUGAUAAUGAAUAACUGAUACCAAAUGAUACCGAGCUGAACCACAGCUCCUGUAUCAAACCUCUUCUUUUAAUUAAAUAACUUCAUCAAACAUCUAAUUACAUUUUAAAUCUACAUUCAAUAUUUCUGAUCAGACCUCUUCAUAUCUGACUGAGACACUCUUUGCUUGGGCCUUGGUCACUGUGGGCAUCAUAGUGAAGGGAGCCAGAGGCGGGGGAAGGGGUGGGGGGAGGAGAGGGGGGGUGACUGUUGUCAUAAUUAGAUCUGAAGUGACACACUUCCAUGCCCUAGAUGGACUGAACUGUGUCGAACAUACAGAGCCGUAGCAAAGGCCAGUCUGAGUCAUGGCUGAGGUUCAACUGAGGCCAAACGGCAAAGUUCAGAGGUCAAAGCGUUGCAGCCCCUAAAACGCAGGGUGACGGUUGGGAAAGUCAGCUGUAGGGAAGAGCACCGUUUACCAGAUGACAACGGACAUAAUCCAAUUAGACAUUAAAGUCAGAUUGGAAGGAGGUUCACUUAUACCAAACUGAAGUACAUGUCAAACAGCAGUCACAGUAUCAGCUUUAAGCACAGACGCUUCCCAUAUUUUUACUUUUCCGAUUGACUGUAUUUUGAAUCAGAUUUUUCCAAAGCUCUAUGUUCUAUCUGAUCAGAUACACAUCAAAAGUAACAGCAUGUCAACAAAGAAAUACGAAGAGAGCAUGUAUUUAAAAGUACUCACUAAAGGCUCUACUGAUGUAAUAAUGAUUGUUUGGAGCAGGAAACAGCCAGUAUCAACCCAAUUCCUCCCCAUUCUGCAUUAUCCAUGAAUGACCUUUGACCUUAUUAGAGACCAGAUGACAGUUGAGUUGAACAGUUCUGUCAGAGUCAUAAAAACCCAAAUAACUACAUCUGAGUUACUGAACAUCACAUUCAAACUAAGUAAAAACACAGCACAAAGUGGGAGCGUUUUAGUCAUUUUUUGAGCUGCUGUUUAUUUAUUUAUUUUUAAACAGCUGUUUCUGACUCUUUUCAGUGUGAAAACUCACUCAGUUUGGGGGAGAUUCUAAAAAUUGACACCGAGACUUUUAAUUUUUGCUGCAAAAGUGUAUUUGAAAAGUACAGGUGAUCAGUUGGACUGAUAAAGCGGAGGUCAUUUUGUUUUCUUGUCUAAUAGUUUAAGUACUGGACAGCGUGCAGGAGUAACCAAGACAACAUGUAAUGUCAUUAAAGCUGGACACGCAGAGCGACCUGUGCGGUUAAAGCUCAUUGGAGGGAUUUAGCGGAGGAGUUUCACUGAUGCAUGUCUGCUGUUGUUGAGUCAUGGUUCUGUCGGAGGUUUUGUCCUUGUCAUAAACCAGGGGGCAGAGCAGACGCUCGCCCUGGGGCCUGGGGGGGGGCUGGCAUGGUAUCUGACCGUCACAUUGGUUGUGUGAGGUCCAUUUACCAGCCCUGCACGUGGAGCGUCUGACCACAGGACACACACUAACCUGCAGAGCCAUAUGCACACACACCUGUCGGAUAAGAAACGGAAUAAUCCAGAUAAUUGUUUUUGUUAAAUGACGAUGAGAACCUUUUAAGCAGAAACAUGUGCCUGUCAGCUAUCCACAAUGGAACAGAAAAAAGGGAGCUAUGUGUCUGUGUGCAUCAAUAUUGUGUUGAUGAUGGGAUAUUUUAUUACAAAGGACUUUACGUGAUUAAAAUGAUGUGCUUCCUUAAACCGAGCCACACAAAAACAAAGUUGCACAUGUGAGACGAAGGGCAAAUAGUGCCAAAAAUAGGCCAAAACUAUGCAAUGGCACAUGGUUCACGAGUCUUCUUGGCACCUAAUAAGCCACAUAAUAGUUAGUUUUAUUGAUCAGUCUUUGCAUUUGCUGUAUUUGUAUUUUCCAGAGAAACAUGCAAAUGCUAAAUGUAGCCAUGUGGGAAACAUGCAGUGUUUUGUGCUUGUAUCGGGCUGUGCCAAGAGAAGGUGACGCUCCGUUCACUCCUUUCCUAAACCCACACCAUUACAGUUCUUCUGAGGGCUGCUACUUCUGCUUCACAUGUUUAUGGAACAAUUUACCCUGUAGUAAAUUAAUAUUAUCCCUGUUUACCACUAUUACAACCAUUAAAUGCCCCAAAAGUUCAUAACUCAACUUUUUUUUUAUGGCUUUUUGUUUUAAUGCUUAUUCGUUUCUGUCAGUUUAUGUUGUUGUUCUGUGGUUUAAAUACAACCCUAAAUGCACAACUAAAAAUGAAAAGAAAAAAUAUAUAUUUGAGGUACUUGUUUGUUUUCUGGAAAUACAGCACUGAGAUAGUUGGAGCAGGAUGUGAUUUUCCUUUUGUUAUGCUUUGACUUUUACACCUAUACUUGAAAAAUGGAUCUGUUCUGGCAAAUAUAUAAAACUGUGAAAAAUGCACAACCUGUGGGGAACCUCCCCGAAAAGGAAAAAAAAAAAAAUACAAGAGGUCUUUUUCAUGAAUGAAUAAAAUGUACAAAUGUUA